UAGCAAACUCACAAUGCUGCUACAAUACUGUACGUAGCCUUCAUUUGUCAAGUUGUUUGGACGACAAGAGGCUUUCUCAUGAAGUCGGGCUCGUCGUUGGCCGUGACGUCCAAGUUUGGCCGGCAGCGCAGUGCAUUGCUCGACGCCAUUGAAGAAGAGGAAGGCUACGACAGCGACGCCAAAGCUGCGACGAAGUGUCGACAGUCAGUGUGGAACUGCCCCAGUCGCAGUGUCCACCCCAAGUUUGUCCUGUAUCGAAGUGGAAGCAGUGACCACCACGACACGAACCACCGAGUCAUGCGGCAAGUUGUGGACGCUGUCACCCAAGGCCUGUCCAUCGUGUUGUUUGAAAUCUGCCGCGGGGUGCUUGUAGUUGUUGUGGUUGGGUCUGUCGCCACGGCCGCGGUGUGCGUCGGGGUGUAUGUGCACAUGAACCAGUGGCAACUUGUAGUUUAGACGUCGCGCGUCUGUCAUUAUCAUAUUAUUUAUUAUACGCACGUUCAACGAAAACGAUGUUCAAAUGGGC
Messenger RNA from Aphanomyces astaci, 526 nucleotides. RefSeq lists its product as hypothetical. The record is from RefSeq and is a predicted model, not a curated record. The transcript has a single exon. Bases 79 to 456 code for a protein of 125 amino acids. NCBI's taxonomy places the organism in Eukaryota, Oomycota, Saprolegniomycetes, Saprolegniales, Verrucalvaceae.